AGCAACCCCGGACGCCGUUGUUCUGCGCAGGCGUGGCGCCCUGGGGCCGGGGCCGGGCGGCACCGCGGUGCGCAAGCGCAGCCGUCGGUGGGUCGGGGAUCGGUAGCCUGAGAGGCCCUCCACUUGGACCCGCAGAUCCUGAGCACCCGCAGGUGUCACCUCUUCCGGGCUCGAGAUGGACAACAAGAAGCGCCUGGCCUAUGCCAUCAUCCAGUUCCUGCACGACCAGCUCCGGCACGGGGGCCUCUCGUCCGACGCACAGGAGAGCCUGGAAGUUGCCAUCCAGUGCCUGGAGACUGCGUUUGGGGUGACAGUGGAAGACAGCGACCUCGCGCUCCCUCAGACUCUGCCGGAGAUAUUUGAAGCGGCCGCCACAGGCAAGGAGAUGCCGCAGGACCUGAGGAGCCCCGCACGAACCCCACCUUCUGAGGAGGACUCAGCGGAGGCAGAGCGCCUCAAAACCGAAGGAAAUGAGCAGAUGAAAGUGGAAAACUUUGAGGCGGCUGUGCAUUUCUAUGGAAAGGCCAUCGAGCUCAACCCUGCCAACGCCGUCUAUUUCUGCAACAGAGCCGCGGCCUACAGCAAACUCGGUAACUACGCAGGUGCCGUGCAGGACUGUGAGCGAGCCAUCUGCAUAGACCCGGCCUACAGCAAGGCCUACGGCAGGAUGGGCCUGGCGCUUUCCAGCCUGAACAAGCACGUGGAGGCCGUGGCCUACUACAAGAAGGCCCUAGAGCUGGACCCCGACAACGAGACGUACAAGUCCAACCUCAAGAUCGCAGAGCUGAAGCUGCGGGAGGCCCCCAGCCCUACUGGAGGCGCGGGCAGCUUCGACAUCGCCGGCCUGCUAAACAACCCCGGCUUCAUGACCAUGGCUUCAAGCCUAAUGAACAAUCCCCAGAUUCAGCAGCUCAUGUCCGGCAUGAUUUCGGGCGGCCACAACCCCCUGGGAACUCCUGGCACCAGCCCCUCGCAGAAUGACCUGGCCAGCCUCAUCCAGGCCGGUCAGCAGUUUGCCCAGCAGAUGCAGCAGCAGAACCCAGAGUUGAUAGAGCAGCUCAGGAGCCAGAUCCGGAGUCGGACGCCCAGCGCCAGCAACGACGAGCAGCAGGAGUGAUGCCGUCCAUUCCCGGCAUGACCGCGUCCUUCCCUGGCCGACUGGAAGCCUUCUGGUUGUUUGCUGUCUCCUCCUGAGAGGGGAAGAGGGAGACCUCGGACCUGCAUGUCAAGAUGGAUUUUCCCUUUGUCUCUGCCUCCUCCACUCCCUUUUGUAACUCUCUUACAGCCCCCAGACCUUUCUUGAAACCAGAGCCAGCAAGCUGAGCGCAGCCCAGCAGCGACCUCCCUCCCAGGCCCCCGACAGCCCAUCACUUGAGUAUUUUCUAGAAUCCUGGGUGCUCCCGGCCCCUCAGCGAAGCAGCAGCUUCCACGUUCAGCCACGUGGCGGAUCCUGUGGCUUCCGGAGCCUUUUUCCAGCCCCCGCUCCCCCCGUGGUGUGUGUGCAGGAACUCUUCCGUCCUGAGAAGCUGCUUUCUGCGUCGACCUCCCGGCCUCCCGGGCCCCGUGCCUGCUCGGAGGAGCUCACUGCCAGCUGUGGCCCGGACGCCGCGCCGUGUGUCUUUGCAUGAGGAACUCUUUACUGGCAGACAUCUAGGAGGCAGCUGCCGUCACCCCACCACCUCUGCGGCCAGGAGCCGUCGUGGGUGCAUAGGACCAGUUUCUGUGACUUUCUCCAGGUGCGCGUGUGGGCAGACACGCGUUCCCCUCCGCCUACGCUCAUUUUCCAGUCCUCUCGACUGAGCCACGAGUGUCAUCAUGGCCUUCUGUCCCGGCUGCCUUAGCCGUGGGCACAGGGAAGGCAGCUGGGCCAUUUCUGUCUGUGUCCCAUCCUGCUGUCCUUCCAUCCUGGGUGUUUCACAGGCCCACGGCCCACUGGGAAGCUCACCCCUCCAGUUCCAGGUCGAGGCCACGGGGCACCUCUGGUGCCACCCACCUUGGCCCUAAAACAGCCACCAGGAGAGCAGCCGAGAGCCAGACAUCGGGGGGCCUGCCUCGGCUCCUGGGGCCUGGGGGUGGCAGGUGAUCCCAUGGCGCUGCGGUCCCAGCAGCAGGGUUGGCAGUCAGAGCGUCCUGGGGAUCCCUGGGUCUUGGCCGUCUGCGAAGUAGGCGCAGUACUGUGUGUCGUAGGUAACAGUAGGAAUGGGGCCCCUCACGGCGGUGAGCUGUGCCAAGCCCAUCGGGUGCAGGGCGUGACGUGUGGGGAAUAAAUAGGCGUUGUGACCUCU
Saimiri boliviensis boliviensis (Bolivian squirrel monkey) is the source of this 2285-nucleotide messenger RNA. RefSeq names its product small glutamine rich tetratricopeptide repeat co-chaperone alpha (gene SGTA). Gene Ontology annotation, biological process: post-translational protein targeting to endoplasmic reticulum membrane. NCBI's taxonomy places the organism in Eukaryota, Metazoa, Chordata, Mammalia, Primates, Cebidae. The record is from RefSeq and is a predicted model, not a curated record. Gene Ontology annotation, cellular component: TRC complex; membrane. Gene Ontology annotation, molecular function: molecular adaptor activity; protein binding.